GACUUUUUUUCCCCUAUAGAUAAUUUAUUUUUGAGAAACAUGCUAUAUUGGGUUGUUUGAAAAAGCUUAUGUUCUAACAAAAUUGAAUCAAAUACUUGCUUUAAUUUUCCAUUGCCUAAAACCAAAUUUGACUAGAGUUAUUGAGGAUUGAUUAUAAGAGAAUGACAUAGGAGCUUGAAUAAUUACAUUCCCAGCCAAGCAAAAGGUUUUCAUUUUACAUCAAAGGAAAUAUGACAGUUAAAACAAACAAACAAACAAAACUCUCUUUGGUCCUGUGAUUGAAUAGGGAUGUUACUGAUACCUAAGUACUGACAUUUUAUCAUCUUGAUUACUAGUCUAUCUGACAGGAGAAUAAAGGCUUUCAAGGAAAGAACCAGAUACUUUCUAAGGUACCUCCUUUAAUUCUAAAACUUGAUCUCUUUCAUAACUAGUUCUUUUUUAUCUAAUUUUCAAAUUUCUAUGAAAAGAUGGUAAAUUGCCUUUGUAGUUCUUAAAAGCAAACACUAGACUACUUUUCUAUGACAAACCACAAAAUUUAUUCAUUAACUUUUUUCCAGUCAAAACAUAGAGUGGAUCAAAAUGUGUUCUUUGAGCAAUUGUAAUAUCCCUGUGAACCCUAGACUGAUAGCAUGCAGGGGAUCUCAGACUCAAUUUGGCACCCCUUCCUUGCUUCCUUCACAUUCUAAUGUUAGGAUAGUUAUGAGGAUGAUCACUUCUGACCUCAUAUAAUUAUUCCUGUACUAUCAGGCAGAAUUGGAUUUCUCUUUCUGGGAAAUACUAAAUACUAAUUUCUUGUAGAACAUUAGGCUUUUUCUCUGAGAGCAUUUUAGAAAAUACUGAUGCUGGCUGCUGCAAGGAGCAGGCGCGGGGUGGGCGCGGGGUGAGCAGGGUGCCACUGGCUGCUGGGGUCUGCAGGUCACUGAGCCCCCGGGAGAGGGGACUCCUGAGGCUGCACCUGCCUGUGUUUACCUGGCAGCCAGCGCAUCCGCCCCCGCAAACUCCCGGGAGAGCUCAGGAAAGGUCGUUGGUCCCCGCGAGGGAAACAGAGCCCUUGACCAUGGUUGCAACUGGCAGUUUGAACAGUAAGAACCCGGCCAGCAUUUCAGAAUUGCUGGACCACAGCUAUCACCCAGAGAGCCUGCUAAGUGAUUUUGACUACUGGGAUUAUGUUGUUCCUGAACCAAACCUCAACGAGGUAAUAUUUGAGGAAUCAACUUGCCAGAAUUUGGUGAAAAUACUGGAGAACUGUCUGUCCCAAUCAAAGCAAACCAAACUUGGUUGCUCAAAGGUCCUUGUCCCAGAGAAACUGACCCAGAGAAUUGCUCAAGAUGUCCUACGGCUUUCCUCCACGGAGCCCUGUGGCUUGCGAGGUUGUGUUAUGCGUGUGAAGUUGGAAAUUGAAAAUGUAUGUAAAAAGCUGGAUAGGAUUGUGUGUGAUUGUAGCAUGGUGCCUACUUUUGAGCUUACACUUGUGUUUAAGCAGGAGAACUGCUCGUGGACUAGAUUCAGGGACUUCUUUAGUAGAGGUUGCUUCUCUGGUUUCAGGAGAACUCUGAUUCUCAGCUCAGGAUUUCGACUUGUUAAGAAAAAACUUUACUCACUGAUUGAAACAACAGUCAUUGAAGGGUCCUAAAAAGGGAACAUUUAUAAAGGUUUUUUCAUGAUUGGGUAGCGAAACUACUCAGCUAGUCAGCUAAAGUCAUUUAUAGUUUGCCCCACCUACCCUCAGUAAGAAACCCCAAAUGUAGUCCAUUUUCUUUUUGUGUUUCACAUUCAUAGCAACUGCAGCUAACAGGCUGAUUUUCUGGCCUUUGGAGAAAUGAUCCAAAAUAGUAUAGUGUACGUUUUCUGCAUAUAUCAGAUUUUUGUAGAGAAUUGAAUGAGAUGGAAUAGGUAAGCAAAAGUAGAAGUCCAUUUGAGUUGUACAUUUGAUUCCACAAUUUUGUUUCAGGUAGGCUUGCUAAUAGACUAUAUAAACCAGAUUUGCCUAGUUCGAUUUUCAUAUGGCUUUUUUUUCUGUAAGUUUUCAGAGUGAUUCUUUAAAUCACAGAAUCUUACUAAGUGAUACUUAGCCUAUCAAAACUUCCAGAAGCCUACACCACCAGUUCCUGAUUCAAAUUUGAAUGGUUCUUAGACAGGAGGGUAGGAUUAAGUAGGUGAGUUUAAUUAAAGCUUAACCCUAGGUAAGAGUGAAUGAGAAAUAUUACGGCUAUAAUGGAACUGCUUCACUGUUUCUUGGUGACUUCCUCACGCUAAUGUUUUAAAAAGGCAACAAAAGCUUGUGCUGCCAUUUCAGUAACCACAGUGUUGUUUUGGAUGCUUUCAUAAGUUCAGUUUCCCUUGUUCUUAAGUGUUAAAUAUUGUUUUUAAACUAGAAAAAUGCAAAAUAUUGAACUGAAAAAAAAAAGAAAGAAAAUACUGAUGCUUUCCAAAACAGUUGAGAGAAUCUUUUCUCACCUGAAAUUCCAAAUUUGGAAAAUCUUAAUAAUUUGUUGAUUUACUUUGCUUAUAUAACCUGUAUGUAUGUGUGUGUAGAAAUAGUUGGGAGGUGUUUGUUUUUAUCCAAUUAGCCUGCAUCAUCUCCUUAGAGGUGCACUCUGUCAUGUUUUCUGUCAUUAUACUUUUUGCUUUUUUAACACCAAUUUUCUAACUGUUCUUUGGUAUGCACUCACAUAUCUGGUGAUGUUGUAAUUAAAUAUGACCUUUGUUUUCAAAUAAAAAAAUCCCCUUUGUUUUCUGAAAAAAGUAAUUUGGAUCUAAAUAAUUUUCAAUAAACCAAAGAGGAAUGCUUUAAAAAAAAAAAAACAAAGCAAACGCACAUUCAACCAGAGCCUACACUAUGUAUUUUCUAAGUAAAUUGGCACAAAACCAGAAUACUGUAGUAUUUUAUUUAGCUAGAUACCUGGAAAGCAUUUUUUAAAUUAGCAUUAUUUUUUCCUUUUAUACCAGAGGUAAAGAACUUCCAAGUACAUUUUCUUUUACCUGUUACAUAUAUUUUCAUAAAACAUGCAAAUUGAUCAAGUAAGAUACAAAAAUAAAAUUGCUUAUAUAACAAUGAUAAGACAAAGAUGAUGUUUCCCAUAAUGUCCAUAAGCUCAUAUGGAGAUUUAAGUUAAGGCUACAUACUGUUAGAAUUCUGAAAUGAAUCAGAGGUAUGACUCAACAACAAUGGAUAUUGAGCUAGGAGUUCCCAGUUUUAAUCUCAGUUCUGCUUCUGAUGGUUUAAUUUUGAGCAAGCAAAAACUUCCCUGAACUCACUCUGUUCUGCAGAGUGAGGGAAAAGGGAAAUAGUCUUGAUCAACGCUGUCUAACAGAACUUUCUGCAUGAUGGAAAUAUUCUCUGCUCUGUCCAAUAUGGUAGUCACUAGCCACAUGUGGUGACUGAACACUUGAAAUGCAGUAGGUGUGACUAAAGAACUGAAUUUUGCAUUUUAUUUAAUUAUAAUUAAAUUAAAUAACCACAUAUGGCUAAUGGCUACUAUAUUGGAUAGCAGAGGUCUAGACUCACUCUCAUUCACUCAUUUAGCAAGCAUUCAAGUGCCUACAAUCUGCCAACCAAGCAUCUGGCCAGGUGGAGAAGGUGUGUCAUCACAUCUUUGCCUUCAAGGAGUUAACAUGAAGAAAACUAAGUACUUGCUAGUACCUGUCUUUAAUAAGCAUAAUAAGCAUACGCAAAAA
Molecule: messenger RNA, 3678 nt
Organism: Callithrix jacchus (white-tufted-ear marmoset)
Lineage: Eukaryota; Metazoa; Chordata; Mammalia; Primates; Cebidae
Source: RefSeq, a predicted model, not a curated record